CGCCCAUCCCCAGUAAAUCAACACUCACAACGUCUAGUGAUAGUAGACUUUAAAACGUUCUGUUAGUAAAGAGUUUGUAAAUUAUCGCAUCACUGUUUAUUUUUAAGGCGAAACUAUACUCAACAUAUGCCGAAAUGGAUGAUGAUGCUGAAACCUAUAAACUAUGGCGUAUUCGCAAAACCGUGAUGCAGUUAAGCCAUGAUAGAGGUUAUCUUGUAACGCAGGAUGAAUUGGAUCAGACUCUGGAACAGUUUAAGGAACAAUUUGGAGAUAAACCGAGUGAAAAACGGCCCGCUCGUUCGGACUUGAUUGUAUUAGUGGCUCACAAUGAUGACCCUACGGAUCAAAUGUUUGUUUUCUUUCCGGAUGAACCGAAAAUCGGCAUUAAAACUAUCAAAACGUAUUGUACCAGAAUGCAAGAAGAAAAUAUCCACCGCGCCAUCGUUGUGGUACAGGCAGGAAUGACUCCAUCAGCAAAACAAUCAUUAGUGGACAUGGCUCCAAAAUAUAUUCUAGAACAGUUUCUUGAGUCUGAGCUGCUUAUCAAUAUUACAGAGCAUGAGUUGGUUCCUGAGCAUGUAGUCAUGACUCCGGAAGAAAAGCAAGAAUUGCUAGCUCGUUACAAGCUGAAGGAAAAUAUGCUAAUGCGAAUUCAGGCUGGUGAUCCUGUUGCUCGAUAUUUCGGAUUGAAACGUGGUCAGGUGGUAAAAAUAAUAAGACCCUCGGAAACUGCUGGACGUUACAUCUCUUAUCGAUUAGUUUGUUGAGGCGAAAAAUUUUAGACAUAAAUCGUAAAAUAAGUAAAA
Molecule: messenger RNA, 806 nt
Organism: Wyeomyia smithii (pitcher-plant mosquito)
Lineage: Eukaryota; Metazoa; Arthropoda; Insecta; Diptera; Culicidae
Gene: Rpb5
Product: DNA-directed RNA polymerases I, II, and III subunit RPABC1
Exons: 2
Coding region: 135-767 (210 amino acids)
Biological process (GO): DNA-templated transcription
Cellular component (GO): RNA polymerase III complex; RNA polymerase I complex; RNA polymerase II, core complex
Molecular function (GO): DNA binding; DNA-directed RNA polymerase activity
Source: RefSeq, a predicted model, not a curated record